GUUUCCGGGAGGCGCUCAAUAAACUCUCCAUGGAGCUAUAGCAGUUGCCGUUCAUGUCCUUGGUGGUUGUUUUCAAAGAGGACCACAAACCGGUGGUUGGUGUUUUCUGUACUCUUAUGGACUGUACAGGCUUCACUUGGACUAAACUGCAUUGCCUCCUGCUGGUUUCCCAUCAUCUCUUGCAUUGUCUAGCAGAAAUGACACCGUCGUGAGGAGGAGGCAGGUGGUGCAGUCAGUCCUCUGAUCUCUGUCCGUCCGUAUGGAGGAUGUGGUUCUGCACUAUCAACUUGGAUCAGACGCUGGGCUCAGCUGCCUGCUAGAGAGGACGGAGAAGCUUCUGGAGUCUUUCCCCUGUCGGACUCUGCCAGUCUUCAGCCCCUGGUUCCCCACUGCCACAGACUGUCACCUGCCCAUCAGACCUGCUAAAGCAGCUCCAGUCAUCCCCUGCACAAGUGAUUUACUUGUCUCUGAGAGCCGGCAACACACUCACACAGCACAGAACAAACUACAAAAACCUGAAGCUGACAUUCUUGUUGCUGAAAGACCUCAUGAUUCUUCACAUGCAGAGCCGACCAGAAGACCACAUGAAAAUCCACAAAAACCCACAGAUGACGUCUGCGUCUCAGAAGCCCCAAACCAUCUCCUCCCAGCCUCGCUCUUCAACAAAGCAGAGACGGAGGCCAGUAGACUGUCUCCUGACAAACACACAGACAAAGAUGGCUUCCCUGUCACACACUCAACGGUCAAACGGUCCUGGAGCGUCUUUACACAGAAAGGAGGUCUCCUGCAGAGCUCCCAGUCGCUGUCCAAACAGUUCCAUCACAUGGUGUCCAUCAACGGGCUCCACCUCCACCAGAGGGUCAAAUGGGUGAUCAGUCAGAACAACUGUGGGGCGGCCAGGGACAUCGAACAGGUGUGGCAGGCUGUGAGCCGGUCCGUCAGGAGUUCCAGGUUGCCGACCUGUAACGCCAACAUCCAGAGGGAGCGUGCGGAGAUCUGGGUGUUUUGUGACGUUCUCUUCUCUGAGCAGGUGGGACGUUGGCUGAAGGAUGAGCUGCGGCUGUUGGGGAGGAUCAGCCUGACUGUUCACAGGCUGGGAGAGAUCUUCAGCAUGUAGAGGAACUUCAGAACGAUGUACUCAGUACCAUCAGUCCAAAGGCACAGACUCAGGUUUUUACAAACAUGUUUACAGGUACAGAUGUUACCAUAAUUCACAGAACAGGCAUAUUUAUGCUUUAUUAUCACAACUGCAGUCUUAACUGUGUGCUUAUUUGAUAUUUUAUGCCAUCUUGGGGCAACUGCAGGUCAAAUUUCCUGUGAAUUUGAUGUUUAUAUUUUUGCUCCCCAGAGAAAGAAUCCUAAACCUACAUUUACUGGUAUCAGACCACAAGGAAUAUUUAUCUUAACAGUGGUUUCUGAAACCAGGAUAUGGUGUUUACAUGUUCAACACAUAAUCAGGAUACUAGUGCGUGUGUAAACACACUCAAUGCUGAGAUAUAACAGUGUGUGUGGGCCAUUUUUUCACAUGAUGGAACAUUUUAGCAUCAUCAGUGAUUAAACACAUGUACUGUAUUUAUUAGAUAUAAAAGCGAGUAAAUACAGAGGAUACAUGUUCCAAACAGCCACAGUGCUUUUUACAUUUAACAUCAUUUGUCUCACAACAAUCGUCAAGUGCAGAAAAAAUCUAUUUCACCAAUGAACUCAAGUGAGGGGGAUUGAACAAUUUGUAUUUUUGUGCCAAAUUCUAUUGUAUAUUUAUGAAUUUUACAGCAAAUGCUUAUGAUUGUAUUUUUCAUAUUGCUUUUCUUGUCACUGUCUGAUGUGAAUAAAGGUUUAAUAUUUGUUGUA
This is a messenger RNA of Chelmon rostratus (copperband butterflyfish), 1848 nucleotides long. RefSeq lists its product as uncharacterized. The transcript has 3 exons. Gene Ontology annotation, biological process: positive regulation of isotype switching; negative regulation of double-strand break repair via homologous recombination; positive regulation of double-strand break repair via nonhomologous end joining. The coding region runs from base 260 to 1117 and encodes 285 amino acids. NCBI's taxonomy places the organism in Eukaryota, Metazoa, Chordata, Actinopteri, Chaetodontiformes, Chaetodontidae. The record is from RefSeq and is a predicted model, not a curated record.